Zophobas morio is the source of this 825-nucleotide messenger RNA. RefSeq lists its product as uncharacterized. The record is from RefSeq and is a predicted model, not a curated record. The coding region runs from base 1 to 825 and encodes 274 amino acids. The transcript is spliced from 7 exons. NCBI's taxonomy places the organism in Eukaryota, Metazoa, Arthropoda, Insecta, Coleoptera, Tenebrionidae. Gene Ontology annotation, cellular component: nucleolar ribonuclease P complex. Gene Ontology annotation, biological process: tRNA processing.
AUGACAGACCCCACUGCAACUGAAGGUAAAUCUGGUACCCCAAAACCUAAGUCGGGAAGGAAACUUUAUUUGAAACUACACUUCGGGAUAUUAACAUCUUUUUUCAAAACUUAUGCACAUUCCUGGAUGAAAGGUAACAAUCAGGGGACGCCACUAAGUACCAGUUUGUUUUUAAAUAGAUUGAACUUUUUGUGGGAUUUAUCCCAGCAGACCCAAGAAAAGAAUCCAUCGCUUUCAAGGCAUCUGUUACUUUGUUUUCAAAAGUUGGCCAAAAAGCAUGAAGUUGAGUUAUCGGAAAAAGUUAAAGGACGUUAUUGCACCUUUUGUGGAAAUAUAUUUUCACCUUUUAUUACAGCAGAUUAUAAAGUAACCACAAAAAGGCGAAAGUUUUUUAAGGAGAAAUCGUGUAAACUUGUUAACCCCAAUUCGUCCAAUAAAUUUAAUAAGGCUUGUGUUUUGUCCGUUUUCUGCAAAAUUUGUGGACGAGUAAGUUACUACGUAACUAAAAGCAAGUCUGUCCGAGCUCGCUCUGGUUCAGAAUUGAAUAAUCGUUCGAACUUAGAUUCCUCAACUUUGCUUGAAGCAAAGGAUAAAAGUUGCGUUGUAAGAAAGCAACGCCAGUUGUCAACACCUGAACUUAAAAUUCUCUACAACGUGAAAAACGUCAAAAACCGGCUAUCUCUUCCUGCUUUAAAUCAGCCCCUUCAGAAUAGUAAAAAGAAGAAAAAUAGUAUUAGACGUAGUCUGAAGACUUUGCUUAACCGACAAGCUUCUAGAGAACCAUCACCAAAGUGCAGCUUAGCUGAAUUCCUCUCUUCCUUAUAA